Messenger RNA from Symbiodinium pilosum, 246 nucleotides. The record is from the annotation of a GenBank genome assembly. Lineage: Eukaryota; Dinophyceae; Suessiales; Symbiodiniaceae.
AUGCUGGCGGACACCCAGGUAGCAGAGAGACCCACCACAGAGGUGGGAACAGCUCUGUCGGAUGACGUGAACCCGCGAAAGUACGGACUGGCUCUGAUGCUUGAUGAAGGCACACGCAAGAGCCACAGCAUGGCCGAGAAUACCCAGUUCGUGACAGGUUUCUUCAAAGGCCUGGGAAACCGGGGGUCCUUUGCGCAGCUCGUAACAUCCCUGUAUUUCAUCUAUGCGGCCAUGGAGGAGGCUUUU